This is a messenger RNA of Trichoderma harzianum CBS 226.95, 1908 nucleotides long. RefSeq lists its product as hypothetical. NCBI's taxonomy places the organism in Eukaryota, Fungi, Ascomycota, Sordariomycetes, Hypocreales, Hypocreaceae. The transcript has 5 exons. The coding region runs from base 1 to 1908 and encodes 635 amino acids. The record is from RefSeq and is a predicted model, not a curated record. Gene Ontology annotation, molecular function: ATP binding; ATP-dependent protein folding chaperone.
AUGCAGAACCUCGCGCUGCCGGUGCGCACGAGCGCCAGUCGGCGCAACCAGGAGAGCAGGAGUUACUUUACGAGCUACACGCCGCCGAGCUCUACGGAGGCUAUCAAUGGGCCGGUGAGGGAGCCGGUGAGGGAGCAGCCGCCGAUGACUGAUCGGUUGAUUGUGGGGGUGGAUUUUGGCACGACGUUUUCAGGCGUCGCCGCAGUAUACACAUCAACGCCCGACGACGUCGAAAUCAUCAAGACGUGGCCAGGCGGCAACGGCAUCACCUCAGACAAGGUGCCCACCGAGAUUACAUACAGCUUCCCUCCCGAUGCCUCGCCCGGCGCUGAGCCCACGGUAAAAUGGGGGUUCCAGUUCAAGCCAGACGAGUCAAGGCUCCGGUGUAUCAAGCUGUUUCUUGAUCGCGCCCAGAAGCUCCCCUUUUACGUCAGCCCUCUCGACACGGCGGCACAGCUCAAGAAGUUUAACAAGAAUGUUGUCGAUGCCGUCAGCGACUACCUCACCCAGAUCUACCGGCACACCAUGGACACCCUGACGCGGCGCUACGGAGAAUCCUUCAUGGCCUCGACAAAGGUCGAGUUCGUCCUGACGUGCCCGGCGGUUUGGAGCGAUACGGCAAAGAAUACGACGCUGCAGGCGGCUGAGCGGGCGGGCAUGGGCAGCCGCUCCGAGAUUCAGAUGAUUAGCGAGCCUGAAGCGGCGGCUGUAUACACGCUCAAGGCGAUUCAGCCCAAUCACUUGAACAUUGGGGACAACUUUAUCGUGUGUGACGCAGGAGGCGGCACAGUGGACCUAAUUGCCUACAAAAUCAUAUCCCUAAAACCCCUGAGAGUCGAAGAGUCUGCCGUGGGAACGGGUGGGCUGUGUGGAAGUGCCUUUUUAAACUACAGGUUCGAGGAGCAUGUUCGGACAAGAUUGGGCCAGGCCCGCUUCGACGAGAUGAAGUCGAAAAAGGGCAAGACGUGGCAGAUGGGCUUGCGGUACUUUGAAGAGUUUGUCAAGCGCAAUUUUAACGAGGACGAACAUCAGGAGAUUAAUGUUCCGUUUCCCGGACUCCCAGAUGACGAGGAGGCAGGGCUGGACUCGGGAUUCAUGGUCAUGAGCGCAGAGCAGAUCAAGGACAUCUUUGAGCCCGUCGUCAAGGAAGUCUGCGAUUUGGUCCAAGGCCAGGUCGAAGGACUCCGUGCCAAGGGCGGCAUCGUCUCAGGCAUCGUGCUGGUCGGGGGAUUCGGCCAGAGCGACUAUCUAUACCGGCGUCUCAAGUCGCACUUUUCGAGCGCCGCCCCGCCUCCGUACAGCGAGAGACCGACGCAUGCGAACGCGAGUGUGUCGCAGGACGGCGGAUCGAUCGAGGUGAUGCAGCCGGUUUAUGCGUGGACGGCGGUGGUGCGCGGGGCGGUGCUUCGGGGGCUGGAGGGCAACAUGGUGAUUUCGAGAAAGUCGAGGAUGCACUACGGGACGUCGUUUGCGACGGUGUAUGACGAGGAGAAGCACUCUGUCAGUGAACGGUACUGGUCGCCGCUGUGGGAGCGGUGGAUGGUGUCUGAUCGGAUGCAGUGGCACAUUGCCAAGGGCGAGGCGCUUUCUCCUCUGUCACCCAUUGCCUUCCACUACACCCGCAACUUCCGGCCGGGCCAGUCGCUCAUCGUGACGGACGACCUGAUUGCGUGCGACGCGGACGAGCCGCCGGCGGCGCACACGCGCGACCUGAUCAACGUGUGCACGCUGACGACGGAUCUGAAUGCCGUGCCAAGGAGCCUGUUUACGCGGUUGACGACGACCAGGGGGGUGGAAUUCGACAACCUCGACUUUACGCUGGAGAUGAUUGUGGACAGUGCGGGGUUGGGCUUUGAGCUCAAGGUUGACGGGGUGCGGUAUGGGCGGGUGGAAGCCGAGUUUCACUGA